Molecule: messenger RNA, 5324 nt
Organism: Nannospalax galili (Upper Galilee mountains blind mole rat)
Lineage: Eukaryota; Metazoa; Chordata; Mammalia; Rodentia; Spalacidae
Product: receptor-type tyrosine-protein phosphatase V-like
Exons: 34
Coding region: 89-5203 (1704 amino acids)
Biological process (GO): protein dephosphorylation; angiogenesis
Molecular function (GO): protein tyrosine phosphatase activity; cadherin binding
Source: RefSeq, a predicted model, not a curated record
CCUGAGAGCUAAAGUCCCCUUCCAACUUCAGGACCAGAGCCAAAGUCUCCUCUCUCUCUUCUGGCUGCCUUGCCCAGAUUUCAUCAGGAUGAGGUCCCUGAUUCUAUUUGCUGCCCUCCUAUGUCUCCAGGGCUUUUUGGCUGAGGAAGAUGCAUGCCUCUCCCUGGAAGGGAGCCCAGACUGGCAGGAUGGAGGUCAACCCCUGAAUGUGAACAUCAGCAGCCAGGGGAGGCCUACCAGCCUGUUUCUGAGUUGGGCAGAUGCAGAACCAGGUGGGUUUAGCCAUGCCCUCCGCCUCACAAGUCUGACCCCCCUGGGCUUCCCAGAAGGGCAGCAGCAGCUCCAGGCUCACACCAAUGAGUCCCGUUUUGAGUUCCAUGGCCUGGUGCCAGGGACUCACUACCAGCUGGAAGUGACUGCUAUAAGACCCUGCAGGCGGAAUGCCACGGUUACCCUCAUUGCCCAAACUGCGCCAUCAGUGGUUCGUGGACUGCAACUGCACAGCUCCGGGAGCCCAGCCAGCCUGGAGGCCUCAUGGAGUGAUGCCCCUGGGGAGCAAGACAGCUACCAACUUCUCCUCUACCAUCUGGAAUCCCAAACACUGGCAUAUAAUAUCUCUGUGUCCCCAGGCAACCUGUCGUACAAUUUUGUCAACCUCUUGCCAGGCAGUCAGUAUGUUUUGGAGGUUAUCACCUGGGCUGGAAAUCUCCAGGCAAAGACUUGCAUCUACCAGUGGACAGACCCUAUGCCUCCAGAUCACCUGCAGCUACGUGCCUUGAAUACCAGUGACCUGCAAGCCUCCUGGAACAACUCCGAGGGGGCCGCCUGGCUCAACCUGGUGCUCACAGACCUCCUAGGGGGCACCAACUUGACUGCAGUGGUCAGACGAGGGGUCUCAAGUCACACAUUCCUCCACUUGUCACCGGGUACACCUUAUGAACUGAUGCUUAGUGCUGCUGCCGGGCCCCACCAGAUUGUGGGGCCCAAUGCUACCGAAUGGACUUAUCCCUCUGCCCCAUCUGACCUGGUGCUGGCUCCCAUGCCUUCUGAGCUCUGGGCAAACUGGAAGGCAGGGCCCGGAGCCCGGGAUGGCUAUGUGCUGAGAUUAAGUGGGCCAGUGGAGAAGAAUACUACUUUGGGCCCUGAGGAGUGCAACACCAUGUUCCCAGGGCCCCUGCCUGUUGGACACUAUACUGUGGAGCUGAAGGUUCAGGCUGGGCCCUAUGAUGCCUGGACAGAGGCCAGUGCCUGGCUGGAUGGGUCUGCUGCCCAGCUUAGGCAGGGCCCUGGUGCUAGACUGUGGCUGGAUGGAGUGGAAGCUACUAAGCAGCCUGGGAGGCGGGCAUUGCUUUAUGCUGAUGGUGCCCCAGACCUCCUAGGAAACAUCUCUCUGCCUUCUGGUGCCACCCACGUUACCUUCUGUGGCCUGGUGCGUGGGGCCCACUACCAGGUGGACAUUGUCUCAUCCAUGGGAGACAUCACUCAGAGCCUCACAGGCCACACAAAUCCCCUGGCACCACAGUCACUGGAGGUCAUCAGCAGGAGCAGCCCAUCUGACUUGACCAUUGGCUGGGCACAAGCACCGGGGCAGCGGGAAGGCUACAGGGUCACCUGGCACCAGAAUGGCAUCCAGAGGUCACCUGGAAGCCUUGUUGACUUGGGCCCUGAUGAUUCCAGCCUGACUCUGAAGGGUCUGGCACCUGGAUCCUGCUACACUGUGUCAGCAUGGGCCUGGUCAGGGAACCUAAGCUCUAACCUGCAGAAGAUCCACACCUGCACCCGCCCUGCUCCUCCCACCAACCUGAGCCUGGGCUUUGCCACCCAACCUGCAGCACUGAGGGCUUUCUGGAGUCACCCCCCAGGCGGCAGAGAUGGGUUCCAGCUGCGGCUUUAUAGGCUGAGGCCCCUGGCACUAGAAACUGAUGAAACCCUGGCUCGGGAAGCCCAGAACUUCUCCUGGGCCCAGCUGGCUGCAGGCUCUGAGUUCCAGGUACAGCUGACUACCCUGUGGGGGUCUGAGACAAGCAGCAGCACCAAUGCCACAGGCUGGACAUCCCCCUUUCCCCCAACCCUGGUAAAUGUGAUCAGUGAAGGCCCCACCCAGCUUCAAGUAUCCUGGGCUCAUGCUUCUGGGGAUCAGAACAGCUAUCAAGUGACCCUAUACCAGGCGGGUGUCUGGAAAGCCACCAGCACUACUGGACCCAGGGUGGACAGUGCAAGCUUUUCGGCUCUGACUCCUGGCACUAAGUAUGAGGUGGAGGUCAUCUCAUGGGCUGGGCCCCUUCACACUGCAGCAGCCAAUGUCUCUGCUUGGACGUCUCCACUCACGCCCAAUGAGUUGCUUGUGUCAAUGCAGGCAGGUAGUGCCAUGGUCAACCUGGCUUGGCCUAGUGGCCCAUUGGGGCAGGGGACAUGCCAUGCCCAACUCUCAGAUGCUGAGCACCUCUCAUGGGAGCAACCCCUGAUGCUAGGGCAAGACCACCUUGUGCUGAAGGACCUCACACCAGGAUGCACCCUCUUGCUGUCUGUGCAGUGCCAGGCAGGGCCACUUAAGACUUCUACUCACCCUGUGGUGCUGUCUGUGGAGCCUGGCCCUGUGGAAGAUGUGUUGUGCCAGCCUGAGGCCACCCACCUGACCCUGAACUGGACGAUGCCUGCUGGGGAUGUGAGCAUAUGUCUGGUGGUGGCAGAGCAGCUGGUGGUAGGAGGGAAUUCUCUCUUUGUGUUCCAGGCCAACAUCUCGGAGACUGCACUCCUGUUGCACAACCUGAUGCCCACCACUUCCUACCGCCUUAGCCUCACUGCACUGGGCAGAAAUAGCCUGUGGAGCCGGGCAGUCACCGUGGUGUGCACUACUUCUGCCAAUGUCUGGCACCCCCCAGAGCUAGUUGAGGCCCCCCAGCUGGAGCUGGAGACAGGGAUGAAUGUGAUAAUCACACGGGGCAUGUUUGGCAAGGAUGAUGGGCAGAUCCAGUGGUAUGGCAUCAUUGCUACCACCAACAUGUCACUGGCUCAGCCUUCCCAGGAAGUCAUUAACCACACAUGGCAUGACCACUACUAUGGAGGACAUGACUCCUAUCUGGCUGUGCUGUUUCCCAACCCCUUCCAUCCAGGACCCUGGGCUGUGCCAAGAUUCUGUACAGUGCCCAUGGGUACAGAGGACUGUGGCCAUACCCAGGAGAUAUGCAAUGGGCCCCUCAAGCCGGGCUCCCAGUAUAGGUUCAGUGUCACAGCUUUUACCAGGAUCAGCCUUCCUGAGACCAUCAUCUCGUUCUCAGCUUUCUCAGAACCCCAUGUCAGUGUCUCCACAGUGGUAGUGCCCCUGCCAGUUAUGGUGGGCACUGUGGCAGGCUGCAUCCUCAUUGUGUGUGCAGUGCUGGGCUUGCUGUGCUGGUGGCGCCUGAAGGGACCAAGGGCAGAGAAGGAUGGCUUUUCCCAUGAGCCGAUGCCUUUCAUCCUGCGGCGGACUCACCGGCCCAUCCCCAUCCACAGCUUCCGGCAGAGUUAUGAGGCCAAGAGUGCACAUGCACACCAGGCUUUCUUUCAGGAGUUUGAGGAGCUGAAGGAGGUGGGCAGGGAGCAGCCCAGGCUGGAGGCUGAACACCCUGCCAACAUUACUAAGAACCGGUACCCGCAUGUGCUACCUUAUGACCACUCUAGGGUCAGGCUGGCCCAGCUGGUGGGAGAGCCCCAUUCCGAUUACAUCAAUGCCAACUUCAUCCCAGGCUACAGCCACCCGCAGGAGUUCAUUGCUACCCAGGGGCCUCUUAAGAAGACACUGGAGGACUUCUGGCGGUUGGUGUGGGAGCAGCAAGUUCAUGUCAUCAUCAUGCUGACUAUGGGCAUGGAGAACGGGCGGGUCCUGUGUGAAAAUUACUGGCCAGGAGACUCCACUCCUGUCACCUACGGUCAUAUCACAAUCAACCUUCUGGCAGAGAAGCCUGAAGAUGAGUGGACCAAAAGGGAAUUCCAACUGAAGCAUGGUACCCAGCAAAAGCAGCGGCAGGUGAAGCAGCUGCAGUUCACUACCUGGCCAGACCACAGUGUCCCAGAAACACCCAGCUCCCUUCUUACCUUUGUGGAACUGGUACAGGAGCAGGUGAGGGCUACCCAGGGUAAGGGGCCCAUCCUGGUGCACUGCAGUGCGGGUGUGGGCCGGACAGGCACCUUUGUGGCUCUUUUACGACUGCUGCAGCAGAUAGAGGAGGAACAGGUGGUUGAUGUGUUCAAUGCUGUGUACACACUCCGGCUGCACCGGCCCCUCAUGAUCCAGACACCGAGCCAGUACAUCUUUCUGCACAGCUGCCUGCUGAACAAGAUUCUGGAAGGACCGUCUGACACCUCAGACUCCGGCCCCAUCUCAGUGCUGAAUUUUGCACAGGCUUGUGCCAAGAGGGCAGCCAAUGCUAAUGCUGGCUUCUUGAAGGAGUACAAGCUCCUGAAACAGGCCAUCAAGGAUGAGGCUGGCUCUUUGAUGCCCCCUCCUGGCUACAAACAGAACAGCACUGUCUUCGGUGAUCAUUCUCAGCCACAGUGUACUCUGGUGGAGGAGGGCCCUGCUGACAACAUGCUGGAAGCCUGGCUCUUCCCUGGUGGGCCUUCUGGUCGUGACCACGUGGUGCUGACAGGCAGUGCAGGGCCAAAGGAGUUUUGGGAACUGGUGUGGAAGCAUGGGGCCCAUGUGCUGGUCUCUCUGGGCCUACCUGAUGUCAAGGAAAAGCCACAGGACUUCUGGCCAAUGGAGAUGCAUCCCAUUGUCACAGACGUGGUGACAGUGCACAAAGUGGCUGAGAACAAGACAGCCGGCUGGCCCUGUACCCUCUUCAGAGUUAUACAUGGGGAGAGUGGGAUGGAGAGACAGGUUCAAUACCUGCAGUUUCCCUGCUGGGAGUCUGGGUUUGAGCUUCCAGCAACGACCUUGCUGCCCUUUCUGGAUGCUGUGGGUCAGUGCUGUUCCCAGGGCAAGAGCAAGAAGCCGGGCACCCUGCUCAGCCACUCCAGUUGCAGCAAGAGUACAAACCAGUUGGGCACCUUCCUCGCCAUGGAGCAGCUGCUACAGCAGGCUGGAACUGAGUGCACCGUGGAUGUCUUCAAUGUGGCCCUGAAGCAGUCACAGGCCUGUGGCCUCAUGACCCCAACACUGGAGCAGUAUAUCUACUUCUACAACUGUCUGAACAGUGCACUGCUUAAUGGGCUGCACUGAGUUGGGGAGAAGCCUGUGCCUUGCCAGGCAGUGGUGACCCCAGCAAGUCCACCCAGACCUGGCUUCCCUGGGACAGCAGCCUCUACUGGGCCUUAUGCUGUGAAAAGGCAGUCAAGGAAUA